ACAGAGAAAAAAGAAAGGAACAGAGAGGAGAGGGAAAAAAAAAAGGUAAAAAAAAAAGAGGGAGAGAGAGAUGGAGGGAUCGCCGGACGGCGGUGGCGAUGGCCAGAAUCAUGCAGCGAAGUCGUCUCCGGCGACGGGAGUGAGCAAGGGGAAGUCUUGCAAAGGCUGCCUUUAUUAUUCGUCCGUUCUCAAAUCCAACGGCCGUAACCCUAGGUGCUUCGGCAUCUCCCGUACUCUCCCUCAAGUUCCUCUUCAUAUAGUGGGUGAAUCUGAGAUGGAGGCUAAUAAUGAGGGUCGUAACCUGUCAGACUUCAAGUAUGCAUGCACAGGUUACUCAGUGUUUUUGGACAAUACAAAUAAUCCUGAUGUCAAGGGAGAAAACCGAGCGGAGUUGCCCUUUUGUGCUGGCAUUGAGCUACUGGUUGACAGAAGAGCAUCAAACUCUACCCGUGUUCCUGCUCACGUUCAUAACAAAGAAGAUGGUGUUAUUCGUUCUCAACCACAGCCACACAAGCCAGCACACUCCACCAUUGAUGAUUUCUACACGAGGUUUGCAAGGAAUGCUGGACUGGUGGCUUCUGGAGUUGCCAAAAACCUAAACAAAGUGGGUACCUGCAUCAAAAAUACCGUUGAUGACAUGAUGUAUCCUUAUCGCCGGCCGCCCAAGUAGUAGAAAGGAGCUAUUGUUGUCAGUCAGAACGGAACCUGUCAGCUUGGAGACAGAGUGAACUCAGGGAUCAGCAAGAUAAUGUAUGAAUUCUUUUGUGCUGUAUCUGUUGGAUUUUGUUACCUGUUUGCAAAAUAUUUUAGGCUGUAUCAGUUAAACUGCCAGAUUAUGCUUUGGGUCUGAUCCCCGUCUAUUCUGUUGAUAAGGGUCAGGAAAGUGGCAGAAAAUAAUCAAUGCCCUCAAAUUAAGUCAUUUUGUAUUAUGAUUGUAUAUCUUGUCGGAUAUUUAUUUAGGCUAAUACUGCUGAUGCUCCAUGUUCAGUGGGCGUGACAGUUGUAUGUACA
Messenger RNA from Asparagus officinalis (garden asparagus), 1011 nucleotides. RefSeq lists its product as uncharacterized. The transcript has 5 exons. The record is from RefSeq and is a predicted model, not a curated record. Bases 71 to 670 code for a protein of 199 amino acids. Lineage: Eukaryota; Viridiplantae; Streptophyta; Magnoliopsida; Asparagales; Asparagaceae.